This is a messenger RNA of Colias croceus (clouded yellow), 2174 nucleotides long. RefSeq lists its product as uncharacterized. Bases 1422 to 2045 code for a protein of 207 amino acids. The record is from RefSeq and is a predicted model, not a curated record. Lineage: Eukaryota; Metazoa; Arthropoda; Insecta; Lepidoptera; Pieridae. The transcript is spliced from 7 exons.
UCUCCAAAUAAAUCUCCAAAUUCAGAGAUUAGAAUGUUUUGGCAUCUACGAGCGCAAAUGGGCUAGUAAUAUGAGUAGUAUUUUCUCCAAUUUAAGUUUGCUGCACACCAGAAACGCUGGGUUUAGGUGAAUUAGUGUACGGCGCUCGUUCGGGAAGCCGGUUUCUUGAUGCCGUCCCUGCGUCGCUGUCGCUAGGCGAAUGCCUAGACAGUUUGUAUGUGCUAAAAUACAUUUAACUUCGUCUUUGAAAGUAAAGUCUGUUGCGUAUCUUUGUGUCAAUCCUCGAAUUUGUAUUUGGCGAUACAAAAUGUGUCCCAGGUGAUAGUGACAAACGUGUAAUAUGACAUUUUCAUAAAUAUUUUUCAAACUCUACAUUGAUGUCGAAGUCCUUUUCGAAGUCCAAAAUACAUAUUUUAGGACUAAAUGUCAUAUCAUUCUCAGUUCCAUACUCGCUAAGUAAUUUGAACGUACAAUCAUAUGAGUUUCUGUUUUUGUUUGUACACAAACAAAACGAAAUAGGAAAUGUUUUCAUUCUAUUUCCUGUCAUUGCAAUAUUACCGUGUAUGAUCAAGUACCCAGAAGUCUGCGGCUGCUAAGAAGUGGGUCGGAUUCAUGAUUGUGUUCAUAUUUUAAGUGUUCUUCUUUUACACAGUAUAACGGUGACUACUAAAUAAUAUAAAUACAGUAUUAUUUUAACGUAAAUAUCGACGGUUGAAAGGUUAAUUGAUCUAAGCGAUAUUUAGUAAAACUUGCAGGACUUUGUCAAAAAAAUUCAUAUUACAGACGUUGGUCUUCAAAUAUAAGUGUGCGCCACUGCCGGCAGGUAGAGAAUGAGAACGCAGAGGUGUGGUGGUUCAGGUCUUUACUAAUCAAAGCUGUGGAUUAGCGGAGACGGGGAUCACGACUGGACGAUACAUUUUAGGUUGCAGACAUGAACAAAAACCUCUAUUACAGAAGCAACUUAAAUUUCUGUAGCAAGAGGAAGAAGUUUACAAAAAUAAAAUUAAAAAGAAGACAUCACACAGGAGUAUUUUUUGGGUGCAUAAUUUUUGGAGAAAUAGAAGUAUUCAUGGUGAAUUUCAUACGUUGUCUUUUGACCACAUUGUCAACUAUCCAGAAAAGUUUUAUGAUUAUUACAAAAUGGACUACCAAAAGUUUCAAAACUUAUUAAAUGUGUUGCGGCCAUAUAUAGAAAAACAAAAAAAACUAAUUACAGGCCCACUAUCUCGAUUGAAGAGCGGUUAUCUCUCUGUCUUAGCCUUGCUUGAUUCAACAUUGUACAGACGCAUGAGUCUGUGAUUCGAGUCGGCGUGUCGAGUCGACAGUUCGAGUGUAUGAGUCAAGUCAGUUAGUCGGAGAACCUUUUAAGUUGCUACAGAAACGUAAAAAGCAAGUUUAAAAAGCAACACUCUGAAGCAAAGAUGUUGAUAAAAGAUCCUAUACACAGAGAUGCUUUGGUGAGUGCUAUAGAAGAAAAUGGAAAAAAUUGGGAAGAGGUAGCAGUGACAGUAAAGCAACCAAUAGAGGUUUGUCAAAAAGGUUUUGAUGAACUAGUUAAGGAAUGCAAAAAAGAAGACAACAAGGCCAAAAAGGCUAUAUUGGGAACCGGUGGUGGCCCUCCUAAUCCAGCAUAUAAAGAUGAUCCGUUAAACUCAAUUAAAAAGUUAAUAGAACCUCAAAUUGAUGGUCUCUUCACUAUUUAUGAUAGUGAUGCCUUACUGAUGUCGCAGUAUCAAUUAAGUUUAGCAGAAGAAGAAAGAAUUAAGCCAAUAGAAGAAAAUAUUAUUGAGUUUACAUCGGAUAUUGCUCCAGAGUCAUUUGAAACUACACCAGAUAAACCAACAUCUUGCACUCCUGUACAAUCAAGAGUGCAAAUUCUGCGUAAGAAAAAAGAAGCUGCUCUCUCAAGUCACAGAGGAAACAAAUCCAAGACAUCAGUAAAAGACAGCUUUCAACAACUUUCUGAAGCCAAACUAGAGUUGGUAGAACUGCAGAAAAAAUGCCUAGAAAUCGAAUUAAAACAUAAAGAAAAAUUCAGGAAAUAGAACUGUUAGAGUUACUCAAACAGAAUAAACACAAGGAAGAUGUGAGAGAAAAGGAGCUUUUAUUAUUAGAUCUUAAGAUAAAACACUAUGAGGCUUCAAAAUAAUCUCAUUAAAAAUAUUACAAAUCAA